Messenger RNA from Seminavis robusta, 1305 nucleotides. The record is from the annotation of a GenBank genome assembly. Lineage: Eukaryota; Bacillariophyta; Bacillariophyceae; Naviculales; Naviculaceae.
AUGGCGAUGAUGACAGCGUCAGCACCGGUUGAUAUGGCCUGUAUGGGCCGCGCACACCUGAACCGCUUGGCAGACCAAGAUCAGGACCCUACCCUUCUGACGGGUAUUACCUACCCUGGAAAGCACGACGUCAUGCUGGGACGGGGCGGCGAAUCGACGUAUCACUGUGGCAACAUUGCCUUUCGUCAAUUGGUCGAAGACCACAAGAACCAGUACUACAAUGCUCCUCGCGCACACAAGAGUCGCGUCGUGGCGGAAGUGGUCCGCAAAUGGCGUCAAUUGUCUCCUCCCGGACGCUUCUUGACACGUUCGGCUCCCUCCGAAGGCGACAAGUCGGCGUGGCACGAUGUCGGGGAUCGUCGCGCUUUAAAGAAAGCGUCGCACUCGUUGCGCGAUGCCGUUCGUUGCUUUAGCAUUGAAAAGAAACAACGAGAAAAGGAAUUGCUCGAAAUGGACAACAACGGACAACAACGCAAUAAGCGGGGACGGGACGAAGAAGAAGAACCCGAGUACAUGCCCUCCAUGGCCGUCAAAUCGCGAACCAUGAUGGGAGGUUUUGGCGGUGGCUACCAGCGUGAUAAUGGCAGAGAAUUCAUCAUGUCGUCGUCGUCGCAACCCAAAAAGCCGUCUCUGAUUAUCCUGCCCGCGGCGGAAGAACGUCCCAACAAGAUGCGCCGUGUGGUCUGUGAUGAACGCGAAGAAGCAGAAGACGACUGCCGCCGCGAAGGAGGCGAAGAAGAGGAUUGCCGCCGUGGUGGUGGCGACGAUGACGAACGUUGCAGUGGAGAAGAACGGGAUAGCUGUGCACGAGAAGACGAUGGCGGCCGUUCGGAUCGAGUUCCAUGCUCGAUUUUUGUAGAGCGCCAACCCGUGUUUAACUUUCCUUCUGCUGCUGCCCCUGCUCCCAAGCCUCUUUUUGCUGCCCCUGCUCCCAAGCCUCUUUUUGCCGAUGCUCCCGUCGUCGUGUGCCCCAAGCAAGAGCAGCGAUUGGCGGCCAAUGCGUCUCCCUGUGGCAGUGCGGGAUGGUUCACUUCUGGCAUGGCGGACAUGCCCGUGAAAGCAGCUCCGUCCUUUGUACUUCCAACCGCCGAUUUCUUGGUCAAGGAGGUCUCUCCUGCUUCCCCCACGCCGCCUCAGCUAAACCUGGGCUCACUCAGUGACGAAGACAGCAUGGGUUGGUUCUCCGAGUCGGAAGAAGACCCCACUUCCUUCUUCUCGGCCGCUCCUUCCUUUCACGUGUCUUUGCGCAAGCCUGUGGCCAGUCGAAACAACCGCACCACCACCAGUUCGGGCCGUGAGCUGUAA